CCUUCUGCCUGUCCCUGCAGUUGGAAGUUCUACAUUCACAGACUUUAAUGCUGAUCCGAGAACGCUGGGGUGACCUUGUACAAGUGGAACGAUACCAUGCAGGCAAAUGCCUGUCUCUCUCUGUUUGGAACCAACAAAUUGUUGGGAGAAAAACAGGAACUGCAUCUCUUCAUAAAGUCACCAUUAAGAUUGAUGAGAAUGAUGUAUCAAAGCCUUUGCAAAUUUCUCAUGAACCUCCCCUUCCAACAUGUGAUUCCAAACUAAUUGAGAGAGCUAUGAAGAUAGACCAUUUGUCAGUAGAGAAGCUUCUAAUAGACAGUGUCCAUGCAAGAGCACAUCAGAAACUCCAGGAAUUGAAGUCCAUUCUUAAGAGCUACAACACCAGUGACAAUUCUUUUAUUGAAACAGCUCUCCCCACACUUGUUAUCCCUAUUCUGGAGCCUUGCGGGCAAUCUGAAUGCCUACACAUAUUUGUAGACCUUCAUUCUGGGAUGUUUCAGUUAAUGCUUUAUGGAAUUGAUCAGCAGACCCUGGAUGACGUAGAGAAGUCCAUCAAUGAUGAUAUGAAGCGUAUCAUUCCUUGGCUUCAGCAACUCAAGUUUUGGCUUGGGCAGCAGCGUUGCAAACAAUCAAUAAAACAUUUGCCUACUGUAAGCAGUGAAACAUUGCAGCUAGUUAAUCAUGCUACUCAUCCUGUGGGAAAUCUUUCCAAUCACAAACUCUUCAUCAAGCUUACCCGACUUCCACAGUAUUACAUUGUAGUGGAAAUGUUUGAUGUUCCCAGUAAUCCCACACAACUAGAAUACAAAUACUACUUUCUUUCUGUGAGCUAUGCUGAAGGAGAUGACAACCCUGCUACUGCAGUUUUGCUCCAACAAUUUAAACCAAAUAUUGAAGAACUGGUUUUGGACACAAAAAGUGGCAAACAAGCAAAAAGUGGCACAAAACGCAAGUUGUCUGGUGAUCUGUGUCCCACAGAACCCAAAAAACCAAAACAGUCUGGAGAAAUGUGUGCAUUCAAUAAAGUUUUAGCUCAUGUUGUAGCAAUGUGUGAUACAAAUAUGCCAUUUAUAGGACUUCGCAUAGAGUUAUCCAGUAUGGAGAUCCCACAUCAAGGUGUCCAAGUUGAAGGAGAUGGCUUCAGUCAUGCUAUUCGUUUAUUAAAAAUUCCUCCAUGUAAGGGUAUUGGUGAGGAAACCCAGAAGACUCUGGAUCGUUCUCUUCUUGAUUGUACUUUCCGACUGCAAGGUAGAAAUAACCGCACAUGGGUGGCUGAACUGGUGUUUGCAAAUUGCCCGCUUACCAGCACUUCUUCCAGGGAACAAGGACCAACUCGUCAUGUUUAUCUGACAUAUGAAAACCAGUUGUCUGAACCAGUUGGUGGCCGAAAAGUAGUUGAGAUGUUCCUAAAUGACUGGAAUAGUAUUGCCCAAUUAUAUGAAUGUGUGUUGGAGUUUGCCCGAUCUUUACCAGAAAUACCAAGCCAUCUAAAUGUUUUCUCAGAAGUUCGGAUCUACAAUUAUAGAAAGCUAAUUCUUUGCUAUGGAACUACCAAGGGAAGUUCUAUCAGCAUUCAGUGGAACUCUGCACACCAGAAAUUCCACAUAUCUCUUGGAACUGUUGGACCAAACUCAGGUUGCAGCAACUGUCACAAUACUAUUCUGCAUCAGCUCCAGGAGAUGUUCAAUAAAUCACCAAAUGUUGUCCAACUAUUACAGGUUUUAUAUGAUACUCAGGCUCCAUUAAAUGCUAUCAAUAAACUUCCAACUGUGCCAAUGCUAGGACUGACACAGCGUACUAACACUGCUUACCAGUGUUUCUCAAUUCUGCCUCAGUCGCCCACACACAUCAGGCUGGCCUUUAGGAAUAUGUAUUGCAUAGACAUUUAUUGCCAGAGCCGUGGAGUGGUGGCAAUUCGUGAUGGAGCAUAUAGUCUUUUUGACAACAGUAAAAUUGUGGAAGGCUUUUAUCCUGCACCAGGACUGAAGACUUUCCUGAACAUGUUCGUUGACAGCAAUCAGGAUGCAAGAAGACGAUCUGUCAAUGAAGAUGAUAAUCCACCAUCUCCUAUUGGUGGGGAUAUGAUGGAUUCACUGAUAUCACAACUUCAGCCACAGCAGCAGCAGUCUUCAAAACAGACAGGAACACCAGGGGCUUAUCCUUUGACAUCCCCUCCCACAUCCUACCACAAUACUGUUACUCCUUCACCUUCAAUGAUGCUCACCCAGUCACCAGGAACUUUACAUGCUGCAAAUUCUCCAAGUGGAGCAUUAAGAGCACCAUCACCAGCAUCAUUUGGCCCAACUCCUUCUCCUUCCUCUCUUGGAAUCACAAUGGGACAAAAUGCAAACUUUGCCAGCCCCCACGGCACAAUAGACCCUAGCUCACCAUACACGAUGAUGUCACCCAGUCAGCGUGCGGGGAAUUGGCCAGGCUCACCUCAGGUCUCUGGUCCCUCUCCAGCAGCACGUAUGCCUGGAAUGUCACCAGCCAAUCCUUCCCUACAUUCUCCAAUACCAGAUGCUUCUCAUUCACCACGGGCAGGAACAAGUAAGUAUGAGCAAUAGCAGGUUGCACAAACAGCUAUGU
This is a messenger RNA of Python bivittatus (Burmese python), 2589 nucleotides long. NCBI's taxonomy places the organism in Eukaryota, Metazoa, Chordata, Lepidosauria, Squamata, Pythonidae. The record is from RefSeq and is a predicted model, not a curated record.